Molecule: messenger RNA, 652 nt
Organism: Apis mellifera (honey bee)
Lineage: Eukaryota; Metazoa; Arthropoda; Insecta; Hymenoptera; Apidae
Exons: 3
Coding region: 89-580 (163 amino acids)
Source: RefSeq, a predicted model, not a curated record
AAUUUUUUUGUUCAUAUAUCUAUACAAAUGUAAUUUAACAAAAGACUAUCGAAAAAUAUGACUGAUGAAAAAAUAUUACUUAUAAAACAUGAACACUCAUCAAAGUUAUAGAAAUUCACCAACAAAUUGGACAUUAGGAGACGCCAUGAAGUAUAAUUUACGGUGCAACCGAAAUAUUAGCGAGAAGAUGACGAAAAAAGACUUUGUAUACGAUAUUCGCCCACCAAUUCAAAGUUCCAGAAAGUUGGAGGAAGGAAAAUAUCCAAUUGUACUACCAUUACAAUUACGAAAGAAACAAAGUACUGAUUCAAAAGUGCCCCAAUAUGCUGUUAUUUCGGAAAAAAACAGUUACAACGAAAAUGUUGGUACAAUAAAUAUUUCAGGACAACGAACCUUGAAAUUUGAAUGCAAUUUUUGUCACGAGCAAAUAGCUACACUUUUAUCGUUGUCCACGCAUGUAAAAUGUCAUCGACGAAGAUAUUGCAAAUAUUGUUACUGGAUACUAUCUGGAAACGAAACAAUGGAAAAACAUCUCGAAGAUACUCAUCGAAUUGAUCCAGGUAUUAUAACGAAUAUCUAAUAUAUUCUUUAUUACAAUAUAAUUCUCUAUAAUAUUUUUUUAUGUACAUAAAUUGUUGAUAAAAUGAUUAAU